AGACUGUUCUAUUAACCUAUGACCUGUAAAGAUGGCGUCCAGUCAGGACGAUAGCCCGUCGGGAUGCAGACAUUCGGACUGUCCGAGCUUGUCCGCCCGGAGAGUGGUCACCAGUGCGGCCAGGGAGAGGUGGAAAUUACUGGGAAGGGCUCUAAAACAGCGUGCAACCAACGGCAAGGUAGAGGCCAUAUCCGUGCGCAGGUUUGAGUCCUUCGGUCUCCUGAAAACACGGAAGGCAAGAGAGGAUGAUUCCAUUCCGACUGAGAGGGAGGGGGUCAACAAGGAGGACGCUAAGUGGUUCCAGUACACCUGUGAUCUUGUGCCCAGCUUUAAGAUGGACAUCAGACAACUUGGUGGUUCUUUCACCUAUGAGGCCUUGAUUGGGUUCAACAAUACAGGAAAUGUCUGUAUUUGGCCAUCAGAGGAGGUCCUGACAUAUUACUGUCUGAAGAACAAAGAAAUUUUCAGGGACCAGAGAGUCUGUGAACUAGGAGGAGGGAUGACAUGCCUCGCUGGAGUAGCUGUGGCUGUUGCAUCUGCAGCUGAAGAAGUUGUUUUGACAGAUGGCAAUGAAAAGUCUGUGGAAAAUGUGGAGCAGAUUGUAAAGAGAAACUCUGCCCAGUUCAGAGACACCAGGGUUACCUGCCAGGUGUUAAAGUGGGAUGAACAGGACCAGCUGGACAGACUGACUGGGGUUUAUGAUCACGUCAUCUGUGCAGACUGCCUGUUCUUUGACCAGUACAGACAACCCCUCGUGGACUGUAUCUACAGAAUUCUCAAACCAAACGGCGUGGCCACAAUCUUUGCACCUCGGCGUAACCAGACACUGGAAGAUUUCUGCAGACGAGCUGAGCCGUUCUUCAGGGUGGCGACAGUUGAAAACUACGAAGAAGUCGUCUGGGCUCUUCAUCUUAAGUUGCAGACAGAAGACAGAGACAGGUACAACCCAGAUAUCCACUAUCCCAUCAUGCUGUCCCUCAUCAAGCAAUGAUAGCUGUGGACAGCAAUGCAGCUGUUCCUACCUACUGUACAGACCAGCUGGAUAGUACACUGCUGUUCCUGCAUGGUACCCAGAAUCAACUGUAACACCUACAACUUUCUGCAAGUUUUUUUGACACAUUUCCUUUAUUCUAUGAUCUUUAAUUGCAAAAUGUUUUUUUUUAAUCCUGAUGUGUGUGAGUGAGCUGUGUAGGCCUGGGAACGUUCAUGAGGACUGAACAACUGUUUUCAGUACCUUUUAUCUUCUAUGUUAUAUCCAUGAGGUUUUGACUCGUUGUACAAUUUUUUUAGAAUUCACUUACAUGACUUAAUCAUGUUUCUAGACUUUGUUUUAAAAAUUCCAUUGUACCCCAAUAAUAACUGCUGCCUCUGUGUAUAAUGUGUGAGAUGGAUUAGUCAGCUUACAAAAAUAUAAGUCUUCCUUCUUUUUAAGGGCCUCUUUUAAGUGUGUAUCUUACUGGGCUGCACCUGUGGACGACAAAUUAUUGCGGCAGCUUUGGCUUCCGUUCACACUGAUGGGUAAAAUACGUGACCUCCACAAACAAAAUGGCCACGCACGGAAUGUCACAUCCUCAGUUUCGGCCCUACAUUUGAUACAAUAUGACUUUAUUGAGAAGAGCAUGUUGCCGCUGAAUAUAAAAGCGAGUCUACAAUGAUUAAGGUUCAUCAAAAAGAGAUUUGCAGUGAUUUACACCUGUUGGCGAUUACUUCACAUCUAGUUUGUGUCCAUUUCCCAAUGUGCUUUUUUUAUAGAAAAUUUGCCAUUUCAGGCAACCGAUUGGCUCUUGUUGGCGACAAAUUGGCGAUGUGUUUUCGACUGUUUGGGAAUGUCCUUCGCAAACAGUGGCCAACAGGCAUGGCCCAGUGAGAUGUACAGGGUCUUCCACUGACUAAUGAACAACUGUCUGCCUGUAAAGCAGUCAUGUCAUCAUGUAUCAUUAUACUAAUCAAGGCUUUAUUAAGUCAGAAGUUAGUAUACUACAAGGUACUGUAAAUGCAUUUAAGUUUGCAGUGAUUUAAUUUUGUGGUACGUAGAGCUGUGUACCUAAGCAAAUUUUAGGUGCAGGUACAGGUACAUGAGUGUAGGUACAGGUCCGGACCUUUUUCAGUACCUGAACUACUUGUUCAAAUAAUGGUCGAUCUUUGAUGACAACAAAAGCAUGUUACCUGUAAAUGUGAAUGGAUUGUUGUGGUUACACUGUUACAGUAAGAAACACAAAAUUAGAAUUGCUUUGAACAUAAAUGCAUUUACAGUAACAUCAUUUUCGUCUUCACUUAUUUAGUCAUA
Messenger RNA from Branchiostoma floridae (Florida lancelet), 2287 nucleotides. RefSeq names its product calmodulin-lysine N-methyltransferase-like. The record is from RefSeq and is a predicted model, not a curated record. The transcript is spliced from 10 exons. Gene Ontology annotation, cellular component: cytoplasm. Gene Ontology annotation, molecular function: calmodulin-lysine N-methyltransferase activity. Bases 32 to 991 code for a protein of 319 amino acids. NCBI's taxonomy places the organism in Eukaryota, Metazoa, Chordata, Leptocardii, Amphioxiformes, Branchiostomatidae.